Molecule: messenger RNA, 1097 nt
Organism: Cicer arietinum (chickpea)
Lineage: Eukaryota; Viridiplantae; Streptophyta; Magnoliopsida; Fabales; Fabaceae
Source: RefSeq, a predicted model, not a curated record
AAAACGGCGCAAUACGAACGACAAUACGACAGAGAAGUCAAACUUCGGAACCUGGCUGAAGCAACCGAACUCACAAUUCAGUUGGUAGCUACUACUAGCUUGCCAUGGCUACAACCACCGUGAAACCGCUUCUCUCACCGUCGCUAUUACUUCUAUUAUUACAGUCACUACUUUCAAUCGCUCUCGCUUACAAACCUGGCGACAUCGUUCCCAUGAGCCGCAUGGGUCAAUACCACUCCUCGAGAACCGUGUGGCAGGACCUCAUUGGCCGUCAUUGCCCCAUAUUCGCAGUGAAUCGUGAGGUGUUGAUCCCUAUACCCAAGCCCACGGGUUACACUGGUGCUGAUCCUUAUAAAAUAUCAUUUCAAGUUGGAAGGGAGAAGUUUUAUAUCCCAUGGCUUCUAGUCGUAAAUCGGAAAAGUACAGAGGUUCCAUUGAUUGAUAUAGAACUGAAAUAUUCAGGAACUGAUUUGCUUGGUGUUACAGCAAAAGUUGUGGAUAUGCCACAUCACUAUGUUGAAGUACAUCCAAAGAUUGGUAAGGAAUUUUGGGAUGCUCAGCAUUGGCCAAAGCAUAUACUUGCCCGAUACACAUGGAAGGAACAUUCCGAGAUAGAUGUAACUUCAGGAUUUUUUGUUCUCUUUGGUUCAGGGCUCUUGCUGUCUUUCAUCCUCUCAAUCUAUGUAUUGCAAUCUUCACGUGACAAAUUGGAAAGAUUUGUAAGGGAAACGGUUGUAGAAAGCAGCAUUCCUGUUGGAGAGAUAGCAAAAGUUGAAUGAUGCAUACCGAAUUUCAUUAAUACAAUCAGUACAUUGUAAUGUAUUAAUGAAAUUAACGAGUUCAGUUGGAGGUGGAGAGUUGUUCUUGCACUCAGCUAUUAACCAGUCAUUUCUGUUCUUGAUGGAGGUGAGUGCGAAUUGGAGUAGAUUAAUUUUAUCAAGGACAAUAGCUGUGGAGUGAGUAGGAGAAAAUGUUGACAUUGAAUAUAUCUCAAUUCAUAUGAAAGGCUGGAUUUGUAAAACGCUUAAAAGUCUAUAAAAGAAAAAAAAAUCAAAACAUAGUAUAUUAGUUAAAGUUUAAUCUCUUUCAUUAUUGAA